GCCCUUCCUGGCGGCCGCGGCCCGUCCUGGUGGUGCUGCCGGGGCGUCCCCCGGGCGGCUCUGGCCCCGCUCCCCUCGGCCGCACACACUCGGACGGGCCCUGCGGGUCCCGGCGGUGCUGCAGCGAUCGCGGCCUGGCUGCGGGGCCUGGGCUCUUGAGCAGCGCCGGGGCCGCGCUGGUGUUUCCAGCAGAAAACCCUCUCAGCCCGCCUCCCGUUGUAGAUAGAAGCCGUGCGGGGCAGAGAGCUCUGCUCGCCCCUCCGCCGGCCGGCAGCAACGGGGGCGGCACCGGGGCUGUGUGUGCCGGCGGGGGGGGGCGGCAGUGCGGUCACCUCCCCCAGAUCAAUAGCUGGGAGCCCGAGUCGCCAAGGCAACUUGGGUGUUUUCUGCUGGGUUUUUAUUCAUAAUCCUCAUGCCCGAGGGCAGAGAACAAGCACAAACCGAAUGGUGCAAAGUAGCCAAGAUUCGGACAUUUCUCUUCUCAACAUUAAUCAAGGGAUCACUUGUUUAGCUUCGGGAGUGUUGAACCCUCAGCUCGGUUAUGAUUGUCUUCUGGUUGGAACACAGACUAAUUUAUUGGCUUACGAUGUAUAUAACAACUCGGAUUUGUUUUACAGAGAGGUUUCAGAUGGAGCCAAUGCAAUAGUUCUUGGAAAGCUGGGAGAUAUUUCAUCUCCGCUUGCCAUUAUUGGUGGAAACUGUGCCCUGCAGGGCUUUGAUUAUGAAGGAAAUGACCUUUUUUGGACGGUUACCGGAGACAAUGUUCGUUCAUUAGCACUGUGUGACUUCGAUGGAGAUGGCAAAACUGAGCUUCUUGUUGGCUCUGAAGAUUUUGACAUCCGGGUGUUUAAAGAAGAUGAGAUCGUGGCAGAAAUGUCAGAGACAGAGACGAUUACUGCCCUUAGCCCCAUGUACGGCAGUCGGUUUGGUUAUGCUCUUUCCAAUGGGACGGUCGGAGUUUACGACAAGACAGCUCGCUACUGGAGGAUUAAGUCGAAGAACCAUGCGAUGAGCAUACAUGCGUUUGACCUGAACUCUGAUGGCGUGUGUGAGUUGAUCACUGGCUGGUCAAAUGGGAAGGUUGAUGCGCGCAGUGACCGAACUGGGGAGGUCAUCUUUAAGGACAACUUUGCUUCCUCAAUUGCAGGGGUGGUGGAGGGGGAUUACAGAAUGGAUGGGAGCACCCAGUUAAUCUGCUGUUCAAUUGACGGUGAAGUCCGAGGCUAUCUGCCAGGAGGUGAGGAGAUGAAAGGAAACUUAAUGGAUACAAGUGCUGAGCAGGAUCUGAUCCGAGAACUUAGUCAAAAGAAACAAAAUCUGCUGCUGGAAUUAAGAAAUUAUGAGGAAAAUGCAAAGGCUGAACUGAACACUCAACUGAAGGAAGCUGAUGGGCAGAGAGGUGUGAUUCCAGCAAACACCCAACUCCAGACAGCCCUCUCAGUUAAUCUGGGCUCCGACAGCCAGUCUGCCCACGUGGAGCUGUGUAUUUCCACCACAAAUGACACAAUCAUCCGUGCUGUGCUGAUCUUUGCUGAAGGCAUAUUUGAAGGGGAGAGCCAUGUGGUACACCCCAGUCUCCAGAACCUCUCGGGCUGUGUUCGUGUUCCCCUUACUCCACCCAAAGAUGUCCCUGUGGAUUUACACAUCAAAGCCUUUGUGGGUUACAGGAACAGCACGCAGUUCCAUGUGUUUGAGUUGACAAGACAGCUUCCCCGCUUUUCAAUGUACGCCCUGAGCAGCCCGGACUCGGCCACGGAGCCGCUGAGCUUCGUGAACUGUACAACGAAUGAGAGGCCCCAAAGGAUUGUUAUGUGGCUGAAUCAGAGCUUCUUGCUACCAGAGGAUGCAGAGUUUCAGAGCGCUCCCUUUCAGGUUUGCUUCACUUCCCUUCGUAAUGUCGGUCAGCUCUGCAUCAAAAUCAAGCCCGGCGGAGAGAUGUCCAUCAACACGGAUGAUAUUGAUCUAGCUGGUGACGUUAUCCAGUCAAUGGCCUCCUUUCUGGCCAUCGAGGAUUUGCAGGUGGAAGCAGAUUUCCCUGCGUAUUUUGAGGAGCUGCGGAAAGUGUUGGUCAAGGUGGACGAACACCACGCGGUGAAUCAGAGGCUCACGGCCGACAUGGCUGAACACUCCAACCUCAUCCGCGGCAUGCUGGUUCAGGCGGAAGAUGCACGACUCCUGGGAGACAUGAAAAACAUGAAGACACGGUACAUGGAGCUGUAUGACCUUAACAGAGAUUUAAUAAAUCAAUACAAAAUUCGUUGCAACAAUCACACGGAGCUGUUGAAUAACCUGAAAGCUGUGAACCAGGCAAUCCAGAGGGCUGGGCAGUUACGUGUUGGCAAACCUAAAACACAAGUGAUCAGUGCUUGUCGGGAUGCAAUAAGAAGCAACAACUUUAACAUGCUGUUCAGGAUAAUGCGUGUGGGAACAGCCUCUUCUUAAAACAACCAGCGGAGCAACAGUUCCACAGCGCUUCCACGCAGUGGGCAGCUAACGGACCAGGAGUGACAAGCGGUUAAUUCAGUCCCCUGCUCCACUGCAGGGUGAAGUAAUUGCAAAGGUAGCGUUUUAGUUAAGCCGUCAGGCAAUAAAUGUUGUUAUUACGCAGGCCAAAGGACAGCAAGCUUCAUGAAGAAAGCGUCAGAGUUUAAGUGCAGAUAUGAUUAUUUAUGCAAGACAGAGGUAUAACCUUGGAACAGUUAUUUUUCUUACAGUAACUUAUUUAUGUAUUUUAAUAUAUUUUGUAGUUAAGGCAUUGGCCUUUUCCAUUAAAACAUUAGACUGGU
Molecule: messenger RNA, 2786 nt
Organism: Grus americana (Whooping crane)
Lineage: Eukaryota; Metazoa; Chordata; Aves; Gruiformes; Gruidae
Gene: BBS2
Product: Bardet-Biedl syndrome 2
Exons: 17
Coding region: 445-2442 (665 amino acids)
Biological process (GO): non-motile cilium assembly
Cellular component (GO): ciliary basal body; neuron projection; motile cilium
Molecular function (GO): protein binding
Source: RefSeq, a predicted model, not a curated record